CCUGCGGUAUUUUGCGCCUUUCAUCCGUCUCUGACGCCGGUUCUCUCUAGAAGAAAAAGCAACAAUGGCUGGCUCAAUUAUUGCUUCUGUGGCCCCGUACCACAUUAUAACUUACGGCACCGCCCUGGGAACAACAUUUUUUCACACCUUUGUCACCACUGUCGUCAUGAUCCGCUCGGUCGACCUCAAAACCUUCCAGGAAGUCCUGUUUAAACUGUGGCCCUACUACUUUGGCCUACAAGCUGCCACCUCUGCCGUCCUCGCUCUUACAACUCCCGGAUCUUUGCUCACCCACAGUGGCAUUAGCGGCUUCCUUGCGCCGGCAAACCGGUGGGGUACCUUGGUGCCCAUCGCGGCCACCUUUGUCAGCAGCCUCGCCAACCUCUUUGUAGCUCUCCCCGCUACUAUCAAGCUCGAGCAGGAACGCUACGGACAAGGCAAGCGAGACGGAAAGGAGUGGUUCGAGAAGGAGGGUGCCUCGGCUGAGAUGAAGGCUCUGAACCGCAAGUUUGAUAUGCUGCACGGCCUCAGUGCGUCCCUCAACCUGACCAGUUUCUUCGGCCUGCUGGCCUAUGGUUUCACACUGGCUCGUCGCUUCCAGUAGAAACUCAACGGCAUCAUACAGACUGCAGAUGCCACCAGAAUAUCCAUUACGAGCCACCCUCGCGCCCAACUCCACUCAAGUGCUGUAGAAAAAAGAUCGCCGCUAGGUAGUAGUUAUGCAGUACAAGUCAAAAGCCGCAGGAUGUACAUUCGUCAUAAGAAUUCAAAUUUAUAAACCCAAAAAAUAUCUCUAGCCUGCUGAUGCUCUAUUCCGCAGUAAUAGCCCGUCUGAAACUCUCCAAGGGUAUAAUAUCCUGCCAUCCGUUGCGCCGCGCAAAUAUGAACCAAACGUUGCAAAGUGGACGUAAAUUCGUCAGUGUAGCCGCUGCCAUCGCCAUUCAUUUCCUACCAGAAGCAUUCUGCAGCGUGCCCUCGUGAAAGGCCAGCAGCUCUCGCUUGGCCGUCUCAAAGUCCCUCGUCUUCUGCUCCUUGUCGUCGGAUCGGGAUGCGGCAAUCUGUGCCCUCUUUUGGUUUGCUUUCAUCUGGCCCUGGAGGCUCCAUCUCCCGGGCUGGCGCUCAAGAGCCUCCUCCACGUCGAUGUCCUUGGCGGGCUGGGGAUACGCUCGCAGAAGAGGUGGCAGAGGGUUUGUCGAGACUUUGGGUGGGACGCCGCUAAUAAACUCGCGAGCCUCCAAAGUGGGAGUUGAUGCGAGUGAAGCGGAGGGAGUUGAAAAAUUGCUGCCGCUGGAAAGACUGAGUGACUCAGAGGUCAGGCGAGGGUUUGAUGACUUGGUAUCCAUGGAUACUGCGAAGGUGUCUAGCGACUCGUAGAGAAUGGGAAGUAAAGGUCCAGGUAAGAUAAGGGCUUUCGUCGCUAGGGGUAUAGAGAUAUUACGCAAAGUAGUAGCGAAGAAGAGUGUGCCUCGUCAAAUCCAAUAGGUUUCCGGAGGUUGAAG
Messenger RNA from Trichoderma atroviride IMI 206040, 1499 nucleotides. RefSeq lists its product as uncharacterized. The record is from RefSeq and is a predicted model, not a curated record. NCBI's taxonomy places the organism in Eukaryota, Fungi, Ascomycota, Sordariomycetes, Hypocreales, Hypocreaceae.